AGCAUCUUCGAGCUCGUCGACCGGGCUGCACCCCCAUUCAUCGAAGAGCUCGACUACGAGUUUGAGGCGGAGAACCAGCGCGAGUUUGCUGAGCUCAUCUCAAAGUGCGAGCUGGUCGAGGACACGGUGGUCGUGCCGGAGGUGCUGAAAGCUUCAAGAGAAGUUCUGGUGCAGGAGUGGCUCCCUGGGAAGAAGCUGACGGAGGAAGGGGCUGCCAAGGACCAGUCGCAGGAAGUGGUCAAGGUCCUGCUGAACUCGUACAUGGUGCAGCUCCUCGAGACGGGUUUCCUCCAUGGGGACCCCCAUCCCGGCAACUUCGUGCUCAUGCCCACGGGGAAAAUCGGGAUCUUGGACUACGGGCUCAUGACGCGCAUCACGCCCGAGAAGCGGGUAGCCCUCAUCGAGUACCUCAUCCAUGUGCAGGCCAACAUGUACGACGAGUGUCUCCAGGACCUCGUCACCCUGGAGUUCCUACCCGAGGGCAUUGCUAGCGACAAGGUGGCGCGAGAAGUCAUCGUUCCACGGCUCGCCGAGACCUUAAACAUCCUCUUCGAGCAGAGCGACCUCCGUGUUCAGAGGGAGAAGUUCAUCAAACAGCGCGAGGAGCUGGAAGCUACGGGUAAGCUGGAAGUUCUCCAGGAGGAGCUCCAAAACAUCGCGAAGAAGUAUGGAACUUUUGAGCUUCCUGGCUAUGCCACGCUGAUCAUCCGGGCACUGGCAACCCUGGAAGGCGUCGGCCUCCGGGCAAACAAGGACUUUUCGCUGUCGUCCGAGACGUUUCCCUAUAUCGCGCGCCGGCUGCUUACAGACGAUGGGGAUCGCAUCCGAAAGGCACUGAAGGCCUACCUCUACAAGGGUCGCGCGCGCAUGGCCCCGGAUCGCCUUGAGAGCAUUGCACGAGGCUUCCGAACCUUCACCAAUCUCAUGAAAGGCGGUCGGAAUGAGGCGGUGGCUGCGGGCGCCCCGCGCCCCGAGGACUUCGUGGAGGCCCAGAAUGAGGAGGUGUCCCUGGAUGCCGCCACGAAAGAUAUCGCUGCCGUGGUGUUCUCUCCGGACGGCAACUUCCUUCAGGACCUGUUAAUCGACGAGGGCGUCGCCGCCGUGGAUGCCCUCUCACGGGCGGCUGUGUCGCAAGUGCUGCGCAUCCUCGGACCCCUCGGAGCGCCCGUAGCGGCACCGAUGCAGCUGAUCCUGGGCUCUGGCACCGAGCGCCUGCUGACUCGAGAGGACAAGCAGUCUCUCCUGGUCAUCCGGAAGAUUGUGCAGAUCAUUCAG
This is a messenger RNA of Symbiodinium sp. CCMP2456, 1275 nucleotides long. NCBI's taxonomy places the organism in Eukaryota, Dinophyceae, Suessiales, Symbiodiniaceae. The record is from the annotation of a GenBank genome assembly.